CCUAGCCCAAGCAUGGUGCCAGACUAUUCCACUCAAGCGAACCUGCGGCCUCCUUGUGCGAACUGGCGGAAGUUCGGAAGCAGCGGAACUGCGAAGCUCGAAGCUCGAAGAGGGAGUAGCGGAGCUACGACGGAGAUACCAACACCAGCCAACUUGCGGCUACCAGCUGCGACGCCUCCCUCCGUCCGCGCUCCAGGGCCUGCGUCAGCCGUCUUUCCUCUACGGCUCUGAGUGACCAAGUCCGACUCUGCCAUCUGCGGCUCUGCCUCCAGCUCCAGGAUUGGUCAAAGACGGAAAAUUGCAGUUUUGUUCUCUACCCUUUGAGAAAUGGCAUCGAUUCAUCCUAAUCUCUGUCCUUCAGUAGCUUCUUCAUCAUCUGCCUUCCUAGGCCAGAACAAGCUCAAGUUAAGGGCUCAACAAUUGUCUCUAGUGCGGACAACUACUGGGAUUGUGAGAUGUGUUGCAACACCAGAGAAAACUGCUUUCAAGACCAACGUCUCCCGCAAUGAAAACUUGGGGAAACUUCAAGCUGGUUAUCUCUUUCCUGAAAUUGCUAGAAGGAGAGCUGCACACAUGUUGAAGCACCCUGAUGCCCAAAUUAUAAGCCUUGGAAUUGGAGACACUACUGAGCCCAUUCCUGAAGUGAUAACAUCUGCCAUGGCAAAGAGAGCCCAUGCAUUGUCUACUCUUGAGGGUUAUAGUGGUUAUGGAGCUGAACAAGGAGAAAAGAAAUUGAGAUCUUCAAUAGCUUCAACUUUUUACUCAAAUCUUGACAUAGAGGAUGAUGAUAUUUUUGUGUCAGAUGGUGCUAAAAGUGAUAUAUCACGCCUUCAGGUUCUUUUUGGAUCUAAUGUGAUCAUGGCUGUGCAAGACCCAUCAUACCCGGCUUAUGUGGAUUCGAGUGUGAUAUUGGGCCAAACUGGGCAGUACCAAAAAGAUGUUGAGAAGUAUGGGAAUAUUGUUUACAUGAAAUGUACACCAGAAAAUGGAUUUUUCCCCAACCUAUCAUCUGUUCCUCGGGCAGAUAUCAUAUUUUUCUGCUCACCUAAUAACCCAACUGGUUCAACCGCAUCAAGGGAUCAGCUAACCAAAUUGGUACAAUUUGCUAAGAACAAUGGGUCAAUCUUAGUCUAUGAUUCUGCAUAUGCAAUGUAUAUAUCAGAUGAAAGCCCAAAAUCCAUAUUUGAGAUUCCAGGAGCCAAAGAGGUUGCCAUUGAGGUGUCCUCGUUUUCCAAGUAUGCUGGCUUCACUGGCGUCCGCUUAGGUUGGACCGUCGUUCCAAAAACCCUCCUUUUUUCUGAUGGAUUCCCCGUGGCCAAGGAUUUCAAUCGCAUUGUCUGUACAUGCUUUAAUGGCGCAUCAAAUAUUGCACAAUCUGGGGGUCUUGCAUGCCUUUCGCCAGAAGGGUUUGAGGCAAUGUUGGAAACAGUUAGCUAUUACAAAGAGAACACGAAUAUCAUAAUGGAGACAUUUACUUCACUGGGGUUUAAGGUGUAUGGAGGAAAGAAUGCACCAUACGUGUGGGUCCAUUUCCCAGGUCGGAGCUCGUGGGAGGUGUUUGGCGAGAUUCUUGAGAAGACUCAUGUUGUGACCACCCCUGGAAGUGGGUUUGGACCGGCCGGAGAAGGUUUUGUUAGGGUUAGUGCCUUUGGACACAGAGAGAAUGUUUUGGAAGCCUGCCGGAGAUUCAAGCAGCUAUACAAGUGACAACUACAACUCUUCUACCAAUUGCUCUCUUUUCCCAGGAUUUGUUUUAUUUUUAGGUACAUUGCUUCAUUGUUUAAGCUUGACCGAGCUGUACGUCAUUGCGCCUAUGAGUCAACUUUGCCUGUUAGUCUUGGAAUUCAAAUAACAUGCGCAUUGACAGCAUUGUUUAAAAACGGGAAGUUUCUCAAUAGGUGUAAAAACAAGGUAAUUUGAGGGCAGCAAUAUUCCAGUCUUAUUUAAAGAAAAAUAGCACAUCUUGGAGCCAGUCUUAUCAUUUAUGAGAAAGUAGAGCUCUUUUCAAUUUGGAAUUUUGAGAAACUAAAUAGUAUAAACUUAAUAAGUUUUUAUCGGCAAGAACUAAAAA
Cuscuta europaea is the source of this 2071-nucleotide messenger RNA. The record is from the annotation of a GenBank genome assembly. NCBI's taxonomy places the organism in Eukaryota, Viridiplantae, Streptophyta, Magnoliopsida, Solanales, Convolvulaceae.